AAAAGUAAAGGAUUUAUAGUCCUCACUGUGGUGAAGUGGUUUGAGGUAUAUAAUAAAAAGUGAGAAUUGCUGAGUGUAGAGUCACUCAUUAGCAAUGAAAUCUGUUGACAUUAUGAACCCGAAUUGUGUGUUCUCUGUUUUUUUAUCAGACUUCAACGCUCUAAAAUAUAUACAUAUAUGCUUUGUUCCCUGUAGGUUAUUGUGUUAAAUCAUCCCGGUCAAAUUGGUCAAGGUUAUGCACCUGUGUUGGAUUGCCAUACGGCUCAUAUUGCAUGCAAAUUCGCCGAAUUAAUAGAAAAAGUUGAUCGUCGAACGGGAAAAACGAUUGAGGAAGCACCAAAAUUUUUGAAAUCAAGUGAAGCAGCCAUGGUGAGAAUGAUUCCAUCAAAACCGAUGUGUGUCGAAAAGUUCAGUGAUUAUCCACCAUUGGGACGUUUUGCUGUACGUGAUAUGAGACAAACGGUUGCCGUCGGCGUUAUCAAAGAUGUUGACAAGAAAGCAGCAAGUGCGUCGAAAACAACAAAAGCAGCAGUAAAAGCUGACAAAAAGAAAUA
Molecule: messenger RNA, 554 nt
Organism: Didymodactylos carnosus
Lineage: Eukaryota; Metazoa; Rotifera; Eurotatoria; Philodinida; Philodinidae
Source: the annotation of a GenBank genome assembly